AGUAAAUGUGUUAUAUUUUGAAUGCUGUAUAACUGCACUCUAACUGCAAUAUUUUUUCGUAAGGAAGGUGGCGGCAAUGCAACAUGUAUUAGGUGCCAAACGCCGUUAAACCUCAUCGAAGAAGAAGUUGUGUUGUUUUGAUCCGUUGAAGUCGCACAAAGCCGAAAUACCGUUUGUCUGCAGUGAUGAAGACCUCCCAGGCAGUGGAGACAGAAGGCGAUAAGAUCACUUCCUGGGUGUCUGUGUGCCCCAGGGGCUUGUGGGAGGUUUGUCAGAGGAGGAAACGAGGGGCGGAGCCAACUGACCCCUCUGGAGACGUCUACCCCGGGAUUGGCUCUCUGUGUCAGGUCAGAGUUCAACGCCAAGGAGAACCUACAGCUGACCCGGAGCUGUCACUCAAACCUGACCUGCCAAUCGCAGUCCUUUCAGAUGCCCAGGUCCCAUCCCUACAGCGCUCCCAGGGUACCAUGCUGCAGGUCCCGCUUGGUGAUUGGAUCAUUCUGAGGCUGGGGGAGGGGCAGUGUGACAUCACAGAGGGGUGUGUGGAGGGGAUGAGAGCUGGAGAGAAGUGUGAGGUAAUGCUGACUCCACUAGCAGACCGACUCCGGGGAGGAGAAGAGGAGCAGAAGAGAGCAAGCCCUGACCAGUCCCUGUGUAUAACAGUAGAGCUCCAGUCCUUCUCUCCUGGCCAUGAGUCCUGGCAGCUGUCAGCUGGAGAGAAGUGGGGCUGGGUGAUGUCACACAAGCAGAGGGGGGGAGACAGGUUUAGGGCGGGGGACAUGUGGGGGGCGGCAGACAGCUACAGCCGAGCCAUCAAACUCCUCAUCACCCUAAAACUACACACCCGGGGAGAAGGGGAGGAGAUGACUCCGAUAGAGGAGGAGGAGGAGGAUGAGGAGACGGAGAAGAAAGAUAGCCUAGAGGCCCCUACAGAUCGUCAGUACCGUUCCACCAAGGCCUCUCUCUACUCCAACCUGUCCCUAUGUCAGCUCAAACUGGGCCAGUGGUCCCGGGCCAGAGGGUGUGCCUCCAGAUCCACGCUGCUGGAGCCCCAAGGGCUGAAGGCCUGGUACCGCCUUGGGCAGGCCAACCUGGAGGCAGGGGAGCUGGAGGAGGCCGACAGGGCCUUCAGGAAACUACAGGAGCUCCAGCCUGACUCUCCCUCCGCCCUGAGAGGACUGAGAGAGGUGGGGAGGAGAGAGCGAGAGACGAAUAGCAGACUGGGACAGAGACUCUGCAAGAUGUUCAGCUGAAGAGGGAGAGUGAGAGAGGACUGAUAGCCAACAGGGACAGGGACUGAGUCAAAUGUUCAGGCGAGAAGGAGAGGGUGACAAUUAGCAGACUAUUUUUUCAUCCACAAAUAGUCUUAGGCUGCGUUUAUAUAAGUAGCCCAAUUCUGAUAUUUUUUCCAAUAUUGGUCUUUGACCAAUCACAAGUAAAAUAAAUAUCAGAAUUGGGAUGUCUGUGUAAAUAUGGGCACUGGAUUAUGGGAUUUAAGUGUCAGUCAUUUUUUUUAUUGAACUGUUAAGACACUGGAGCUGUUCUAGAAAAUACAUUUAAGAAGUGGUAUAGAAAUUAGCUGGAAUUAUGGGUAAGACGGCUUUUCACCAACUCUGUCCUGGGGACGCCCAAGAGCCACACAUUGAGGCUUUUGCCCUAGCACUACUAAUUCAAAUAAUCAAAGUUUGACGAUGAGUUAGUUAUCUGAAUCAGCUGUGUAGUGUCAGGGCACCCCAGUUAGAAACGCUGGGGCAGGAUUAGGCUUCUAAAGGGAGGGUACAAACAAACAAUAGCCCAGGCCAAUGAUACGGGGAAAAAAGACAUCUUAGGAGGAGAUAUCUAUGUGUAUCUAUCUACACACACACACGUACCGUUGAAGUCAGAAGUUUAUAUACACCUUAGCCAAAUACAUUUAAACUCAGUUUUUCACGAUUCCUGACAUUUAAUCCUAGUAAACAGUACCUGUCUUAGGUCAGUUAGGAUGAUCACUUUAUUUUAAGAAUGUGAAAUGUCACAAUAAUAGUAGAGAGAAUGAUUUAUUUCAGCUUUUAUUUCUUUCAUCACAUUCCCAGUGGGUCAGAAGUUUACAUACACUCAGUUAGUAUUUGGUAGCAUUGCCUUUCAAUUGUUUAACUUGGGUCAAACGUUUCGGGGUAGCCCGUUUCGGGCCCAUUCCUCCUGACAGAGCUGGUGUAACUGAGUCAGGUUUGUAGGCCUCCUUGCUCACACACGCUUUUUCAGGUCUGCCCACAAAUUUUCUAUAGGACUGAGGACAGGGCUUUGUGAUGGCCACUCAAAUACCUUGACUUUGUUGUCCUUAAGCCAUUUUGCCUCAACUUUGGAAGUAUGCUUGGGGUUAUUGUCCAUUUGGAAGACAGAUGAACGUGGUACCUUCAGGCGUUUGGAACCAGACUUGUGGAGGUUUACACAUUUUCUUCUGAGGUCUUGGCUGAUUUCUUUAGAUUUUCCCAUGAUGUCAAGCAAAGAGGCACAGAAGUGGGCCUUGAAAUACAUCCACAUGUACACCUCCAAUUGACUCCAAAUGAUGUCAAUUAGCCUAUCAGAAGCUUCUAAAGCCAUGACAUUUUGGGGAAUUUUCCAAGCUGUUUAAAGGCACAGUCAACUUAGUGAAUGUAAACUUCUGACCCACUGGAAUUGUGAUACAGUGAAAUAAUCUGUCUGUAAACAAUUGUUGGAAAAGUUACUUGUGUCAUGCGCAAAGUAGAUGUCCUAACCAACUUGCCAAAACUAUAGUUUGUUAAAAAGACAUUUGUGGAGUGGUUGAAAAAUGAGUUUUAAUGACUCCAACCUAAGUGUAUGUAAACUUCUGACUUCAACUGUUCAUACACACACACACACUACCGGUCAAAAGGUUUUAGAACGCCUACUCAUUAAAUGUUUUUUCUUUAUUUGACUAUUUUUCUACAUUGUAUAAUUAAUAGUGAAGACAUCAAAGCUAUGAAAUAACUCAUGGAAUAAUAGUCUAAUAAAGUGUUAAACAAAUCAA
Oncorhynchus nerka (sockeye salmon) is the source of this 3007-nucleotide messenger RNA. RefSeq names its product FK506-binding protein-like. The transcript is spliced from 4 exons. Bases 186 to 1253 code for a protein of 355 amino acids. Gene Ontology annotation, molecular function: protein binding. Lineage: Eukaryota; Metazoa; Chordata; Actinopteri; Salmoniformes; Salmonidae. The record is from RefSeq and is a predicted model, not a curated record.